This is a messenger RNA of Labrus bergylta (ballan wrasse), 4911 nucleotides long. RefSeq names its product cholinergic receptor, nicotinic, alpha 8 (gene chrna8). Gene Ontology annotation, molecular function: acetylcholine binding; acetylcholine receptor activity; acetylcholine-gated monoatomic cation-selective channel activity. NCBI's taxonomy places the organism in Eukaryota, Metazoa, Chordata, Actinopteri, Labriformes, Labridae. Gene Ontology annotation, cellular component: neuron projection; acetylcholine-gated channel complex; synapse. The record is from RefSeq and is a predicted model, not a curated record. Gene Ontology annotation, biological process: monoatomic ion transmembrane transport; synaptic transmission, cholinergic; signal transduction.
CCUCCUUUUCCUCUAUCACACACACUGUCUGCCUCUUCGUCUAUCUUCAGUCUCAUGUUCGAACCACCGACAAGCAGGAGCAGAUACCCUGUCUAACCGAUACUGAGAGCUCGCUGCCGGGGGCAGGCAGAGUCCACUCAGCGGUUCCAGGAUGCGGUACUUCAAGUUUUGGGGACCAUGUUCGGUUGGAUUUUAUAUUUGUGCUACCAUGCUUUUCAAAGGAUCCCUGCAGGGUGAAUACCAGAGGAGGUUGUACAAGGAACUGAUGGCUAACUACAACCGACUGGAGAGACCUGUGGUCAACGACUCAGCCCCCAUCCUGGUGGAGCUGGGCCUCACACUACUGCAGAUCAUAGAUGUGGAUGAGAAGAACCAAGUGCUGAUGACCAACGCCUGGCUGCAGCUGUACUGGACCGACAUAUACCUGAGCUGGAAUCCAGAAAACUUCCCUGGUGUCCAGAACCUGAGAUUCCCUUCAGACCAGAUCUGGACCCCUGACAUCCUUCUUUACAACAGUGCGGACGAGCGCUUUGACGCCACCUUCCACACCAAUGUACUGGUGAAUGCAUCAGGUUACUGCCAGUACAUCCCUCCUGGUAUCCUCAAGAGCACCUGCUACAUCGAUGUGCGUUGGUUCCCCUUCGACGUGCAAAAGUGCGACUUGAAGUUUGGCUCCUGGACGCACAACGGCUGGCUGCUGGACCUCCAGAUGUUGGAUGUGGACAUAUCCACCUACAUAUCCAAUGGGGAGUGGGACCUUGUGGGUGUGCCAGCCAAGCGCAACGAGCUGUAUUACGAUUGCUGUAAGGAGCCCUACCCAGACGUGACAUUCACGGUCACAAUGCGCCGCAGGACACUUUAUUAUGGCCUCAAUUUGCUCAUCCCCUGUGUGCUGAUCUCCGGCUUGGCCCUGCUGGUCUUUCUGUUGCCUGCUGACUCUGGAGAAAAGAUUUCUUUAGGCAUCACCGUGCUCCUCUCGCUAACUGUCUUCAUGCUUCUGGUGGCAGAGAUCAUGCCUGCCACGUCUGACUCGGUCCCUCUCAUCGCUCAGUACUUUGCCAGCACCAUGAUGAUUGUGGGGAUGUCUGUGGUGGUGACUGUUAUCGUCCUGCAGUUCCACCACCAUGACCCACAGGGAGGCAAGAUGCCCAAGUUGGUUCGUGUGGUUCUAUUGAACUGGUGCGCCUGGUUUCUCCGGAUGAAACAGCCUGGUGAAGAGCGCAAGCGGCCUGGCUACAAAUACCGUCACCCGACCCAGCACCACUCUAGCACCGGCUCCAUAGAGAUGGGUGCUGUACCAAGCCUCAGUGUUCCCCUUUCACAGACUUCCUGCCCACCAUGCCCCACAGGCACCUCCAACGGUUCCAUGAGCCUUUACUUCAGUAACUACCACCCCAUAGAGAGCCCACACUGCCCACCUUCUAGCGACUCUGGGGUUGCACUAGGAGGACGUGCCCAUGGCUCGCCCAGUGAUGAGGCUGAGCCACCUGGAGGGGUUGGCAGUGGUGUUGGAGGUCUGGGGAUGGGAGUUGGAGCUGGGAUGGGUGUUGGCAUCCCCCCACCAGAGAUCCAGCACAUCUUGGAGGAGGUUUCAUACAUUGCUCAGCGUUUCCGGGACCAGGAUGUGGCUGAGGCUAUCUGCAGCGAGUGGAAGUUUGCAGCGGCGGUGGUGGACCGGCUGUGUCUGGUGGCCUUCUCUCUCUUCUCCAUCAUUUGCACCUUCACCAUCCUCAUGUCAGCACCCAACUUCAUUGAGGCUGUUUCCAAGGACUUCACAUAGCUGGUUUCAGCAGCUAGAGAGGGGCGAAGGACCAUUCAAAUAUUAGAGAUAGAGAAGAGAAUAAGAGAAAGUGGAUGGGGGAGGGAAGUUAUAAAGAAUGCAAUAUGUGGUCCUGUACCUGAUGUCAAAGAGGUAAUCAAAGCUAUUGGCCAAUAACAUCUAUUAGUGAUAAACAAGUUGUGAUUAGACACAUUUUAGUGUUAUAUUUGUAAAUUCUUAAUGAAACUGUAUUUACAUCAGAGACCAAUUUUUAUUGUCUUCAGAAGGAAAACAGGUUGGGUUUGCAGACAAAUGAGCCCUCAGGCUGGAGUUGGAAAUCACAGAGGCAGUAGAGUGUAAAAUAGAUUUCCUUUUCUAAAUUGUUGUCAAAAUAUUAAUAAGGAGUAUUAUAUAGUGUUGCUGCAUAUUGUCUUUACCCUGACAACAGUAUGAGUAUAAUGAUAAUAAUGAUAUUCAUAGUAAUUAUAACAAUUGAUUGAAUUUAUAUAGCGCCUUCCAGGACGCUUUACAUGGUGGAGGGACCAGACAAAGAACAAAACAAAACUGGUGAGAGGCAGAGUAAAGGGGUGGUUGUAGGCUGUGGAGAAUAGAUAUAGUUUUAGAAGGUAUUUGAAUGAGUCAAUGAUGGGGCAUUGCAAAUGUCUGAGGGAAGGGUGUUCCAGAGGGUGGGGGCUGUGACACUGAAGGCCCUGUCUCCACAGGUGCAGAGUGUGGUGUGGAGAGCAGGCCAGGGUCUGAGGACUGGGGGUUUCGGGACAUGGUGUGUGGGUGUAGGAGGUUGGAGAGGUACUGAGGGGCUAGGGCUUGGAUGGAUUAUCAUUGUUUUAUCAGCUUUAUUUGUUUUAAAAACUUGCUUUUUUUGUCCUACAAAUACCACUCUUCUCUCCAGUGCAUUUAAGUCAUCCAAGCUGUCGCUGUCUUGUACUGUUAAUGUGUAAAUCAACACCAGUUCAUACACCAGCUGUAUAUCUUCUGAACCCAAAAUCCGACUUCACAGACUUUUCAGAUGAUCAUCUCCACUUUUUGUCAAAAAACAGCUCUGAGGAACAUUUAUUUUCUGCUGAUAUUUGUGGCCCUUUGGACAAAAGCAGUAGCCGACUUGUCAUGUUUGAGAUCUUGAUCCUGCUAGCAUCUCUUUUUGUCUUGGAAGCAAAGGAACGAAAGACACAUCCUCUUUUUAAUUCUUUUUCCUUUUUUUUAACACAGUUGUUAGCAAGAUGCAAAGUGAUUAAUCUAUGUGUAGCUAUGUAAUUAGUAUGCUAACUAAGAAAUAAUUAUGAUGACAUUUUGUAAACCUUUUUUUUAUUACUUUUCAAACACAAAGCCAACAGCAAACAGAUUUGUUUGCAUCAGCAAGCCCCUGUAAUUUAAGUCUUUAUUAUAAUAUAAACCAACAGAUUAAUAUAGAUAAAUUGCAAUGUUACUUAUUAAAUAUUAGAUAGGCCUAAAGGAAAAAGGUCUGUACACCGUUCAGCUCCGUCUUCACUUAUUAAAUAAGAGAAGGAGAGCAAAUUUGGAUUCCUUUUUGCUGUUUUCUAAAUCUGUCCAUUUGACCUUUUUUGUUCUUUGGUCUAUUCACUGUUUACACGGCAGCCAUUUUACUGUGAUGCCAUGCUAAGUCUGGGAAGCUCAAAUGAUGCUAUAAGUCAUCAUGUUGUGUUCCAGGUUAUAUGUUGUUGUAUGAAUAAAGUGUAUUUGACUAUCAAUAUAUUUCUACUACUUCCAGAUAAUGAGCAACUUAACAGAAAUGGAUAUUAAAAAUCCAGAGAGAGAGAGAGAGAGAGAGAUAAGGCUAUUUCAGGAUAACAACUAAUUUGAUAACGAAUUAGCUACCGUUUUACAGCAGUUAAUGUUAGCAUUCAACCACUUCCUUGCUAACAAUACAAUAAGCUAGGAUUUAAUAUCCUUGCUAACGUCACACGGGCAAAGAAAAUACAGAUUUUCAAUUGGAUAUGGAAUUCAAGCAAGUUCAGCUACUUCUAAGCUAGCAUUAACAUUAGCUAACAAGUCACUAGAUGCUAACAUUAGAUGUUACCUCAAUGUAGCUUAUUGGUUUAAAAUCUGUUGUUUAUGUUUGAAUUGGCCAGAUUCUACCAUUUCAUUUUCAAAGCAGUGUAAUGAUGAACUUAUUGUCAGAUUCUCUAGAGGUAUACGACAUGCAGCCUAGACAACAGCAGCACAACAAGAACAUUUGAACUUCCAGAUCUGAUAAUGACCUCAGAAGAAAACCGUCAAUUCUCCACUUUUCAUCACUGCUGAACCUGCUCUGUAGCUACAGAUGUGCGUACUAGUCUCUAGUUACGAUUCCCCCCCCCGCGCUUUGUUUUACCUGGUUAACUUACUACUGACUGUGAAAUCGUCUGGUUUGCUAUUGUGUGUCAUAUAGAGGCAUCAGUCAUAACUGAAGAGAAGAACUCCUCAUUGUGCGGUCAAAUGAGAUGUUUCUACCUUUUUUUUUCACUUUUUUUCACAGAAUGAAAUAUAACUGGAUUAUUUUGACACAAAUGUAGAGGUAUAUGUAUUUUUAUUAAUGAGAUUAGAAAUGCUAAAUUAGGAUAACUUUGGGUUGUUUGUAUUAUUUUAUAGCUGCAAUACAAUCCGUCAUGUUUGAACAGUUUGUUUUUAUGAAAUGAUGAAACAUCCACUAUGUUGUAUUCAAUUGAACUGUGUUGACUGGUAUUUACUGGUGUUGACCACUAACAAAAAUAUACACAUGUCCAUCUAUAGUACAGUAAAACACUGUAAGUUUCACUGAUGAAGCAAGUCAAAUAAAAGUUAUUUAUCUACUUUAAAUGGUUUAUAUUUAUGAAGUUUAAAAUAAUUCGCAUUCAUUUACUUGUUGGAAUUCACUAAACAUAGAUGGCCAUUGACGUUGCUGAGCGUUUAGACUUUUGAACCUUGGAAAUCUACACUGUCCCAUCUGCCACUGUAUCACUGGAGAAUAUACUGUAGAUUUAAAAUUGUCCUUGUGUCAGUGAGUUUUGUCUGUGUUUGUAAUUUCUGCCAGGUGUUUAUCACAACCAAGUCUUUAGAGCGUUUCGUUCCACCUUCAAGCCAACUCUUUGUGUUAGUGGCCAUUGGUCUUUGUAUCUCUUUUUCUAUUAAGUAUGGGUUUUUUUGCUCUAUGUUAA